AUGACGGUCACGGAAUCUAAACCACCGCAAUACUACGAUCACACUUUAACUCCACUUCCCGUCGACGCAACCUCGCUUGCUGAAGCUCUGCAAGAGCUUCGCGUCGCCGUUCGCAAUGGUUCUGAGAUGAUCCAGGCGAAUGAGCCAAUCCCUGAGAAAUGGAAUGUCGGUGGCAUGUUUCUUCAUUUCCAAGGAGUUGCCCUUGCGUUCUUGCGCCUUGACUACCAAUCCUCUGUGCUAGGGGACAAGGGCAUAACUUCUCCGGAUUACCGCGAUUUCGCGCUGCAGAGGAUCCCCUCGGGUUUCCCCGAUUUUCCUUUACUGCCGUCACGCCUAUCUCCUGCGGGGUCGUUCUCUCCACUAACCGCCGUCUCGCUCCGUAUAUUUUCGACGCUGGCAAAGGUCGAUUGGAAGCUUGAUGCCAAGCCCAGUCUGCCUCAGGAAGACAUCACUUGUUUACAAGAUGCGCUUACCAUGGCGCUGCAGAAUGAGCCUUUGGUUGUCCAUGAUGAUAAAAAGGCAGGAGCGGACGAUAUACUCUAUGGCCGAGCAGGACUCUUGUGGCUGUUGAUAAACAUAAGAGCCCGUCGAUUCAGCAGCGAAACUGAGGAUGCUCUCGCACCCAUCUUUGCUGCUAUUCCGUCACUCGUUCGAGUGAUUAUUGAGGCCGGUCGACAAAGCGCGAAUGAGUACAUGGAAAGGCAUGGACCCGAGGGCGCGCAACCAUUGAUGUAUCCCUGGUUGGAAGGACAUAAUUUUUUCGGAGCGGUUCAUGGCUCAACUGGAAUCCUUACCGUCCUUCUUGCAUGUCAACCUAAAGAGCUUAAGCCUUAUCUUGUCGACAUCGGAUCCACCAUAACGGAGCUCUGCAAGCUCAGCAAUCUCCAGGAUGGCCAUCUCCCAAUGGCACGGCCUCCGUUCAGCUACGGACAAACUUCCGAAUUUGUUCAGCUCUGCCACGGUGCCCCGGGUCUUCUUAUUCUCCUAGCAGCCGCCCUAAAGAACGAGCAUCUCACUCGAGACUUCUGGACCCCCGAGUGGGAUGAGACAAUCUAUCUAGCCUCUCAGCGUAUCUGGGAGGAAGGUCUAUUGUCCAAAGGAGCUAGUCUGUGCCAUGGAAUUUCCGGAAACACAUGGCCAUGGCUCUUGCUGUACAAUACCUUCGAGUAUCACUCCACAAUUCGAAAUGGGGCUAGACGCGGGUACGCUGAGCGAAAUGGCGCGCCCACUUCAUCAAGUGAAGAUUUGAACGAAAAGCUCACACCGGACUUCUUCCUUUCGAGAGCCCUACCAUUCAUGCUGCAUUCUCGAGAAACUCGUCCCUACAACACCGUGCCUCCGACCUCAGGCAAGGAAUACAGCAUGCCUGAUCAGCCUUACUCCUUGUUUAAUGGUCUUGCGGGCAACUUGUGUGCCUGGGCAGAGACAUGUGCCGUGAUCCAGGCAGAGCUUCGAAAAAUGGAACUGAGCGAAAAGGGAGAUGCAUUUGAGGAUGACAGUAUCUUCCAGAAAGCUAUUCAUAGCCAGCUUGGCUUCCCUCUCCUUGGUGGAAACGGUGCCGUUGGUCUUCUCUAG
Penicillium argentinense is the source of this 1575-nucleotide messenger RNA. Its product is annotated as lanthionine synthetase C family protein. The coding region runs from base 1 to 1575 and encodes 524 amino acids. The transcript has 4 exons. Gene Ontology annotation, biological process: peptide modification; carbohydrate metabolic process. The record is from RefSeq and is a predicted model, not a curated record. Lineage: Eukaryota; Fungi; Ascomycota; Eurotiomycetes; Eurotiales; Aspergillaceae. Gene Ontology annotation, cellular component: plasma membrane.